CUCUGCAAAAACGUUGAGACGUUAGGGUUCCGACGCUCCGGUCUAUCUCGAUUCUUCUAGUAGCUUCGUCUUCGCUUUCUCCUCCUAUUAUCUCUUUCGCGGAAUCUAGGGGCGAAUUUGAUUGAUUCUUCAUCGAAUCCGUGAAAUUGAGCUCUUGUGAAUUCGGAUUUGUGGUGUUUGAACUGAGAUAGAUAUGGAGGUUGUUAAAUCUAAGUAUAGGGAUGAAGAUUUGGAGGUGGAAGAGGAGGAGGAUGAUUUGAAGAGCAGUCGGAGGGACCGUGAUCGGAGUAAGGAGAGGAGGAAGGAGAGGGGUUCUGAUAAGCGACGGGAGAAGGAUAGGCGGAGGAGGCGGUCUGAGAGAGUUAGUGAUGAUUCUGAAGAUGAGCACGAUGAUGAUGAUGAUGAUGAAGAGAGGGAGAAGCGUAAAGAAAAGGAGCGGAGGCGGAGGGAUAAGGAGAGGGGGAAGAGACGGUCUGAGAGAAGGAAGAGUAGUGAUGAAGAAGAUGACGAUGAAGAAGAUGAUGAGAGAGAUAAGCGCCGAGUGAAGGAGAAGGAGAGAGGACAUAGAGAGCAUAGGGAAAAAGAUCGGAAAAGGGAUAGGGAUAGAGAGAGGGAAGAGAGAAAGGAGAAAGAAAGAGAAAGGGAGAAGGAUAGGGUUAGGAGAGAACGGGAACGAGAGGAGCGUGAGAAGGAGAGAUUGAAAGAGAGAGAGAGGCGGGAGAGGGAAAGGGAAGAUGGAGAGAGGGAUAGGAGAGAACGUGAGAAAGAGAGGGGUAGGAGGAACCGGGAAAGGGGGAGGUCACGGGAGGAUGGAAAUGAAGAGAGUGAUGAUGAUGUCAAGCGUGAACUGAAACGUAGAAGAAGAGAGAGUGGAGAACGCAAGGAGAAGGAGCGUGAGAAGAGUGUUGGUAGAUCUAGCAGGCAUGGAGGAGAUGACAAUGGAGAUAGUCCUAGGAAAAAGAGUGUGGAGGAGGAUGGUGAAAAGAAAGAGAAGAAAACGAGGGAAGAAGAACUAGAGGAAGAGCAGAAGAAGUUGGAUGAGGAGGCGGAAAAACGGAGAAGAAGAGUUCAGGAGUGGCAAGAGUUGAAGAGGAAAAAAGAAGAAGCUGAAAGUGAGAGUAAGGGUGAUGCGGAUGAUAAAGAGCCUAAGACCGGCAAGGCCUGGACUCUUGAUGGGGAAUCUGAUGAUGAAGAAGGACAUCCGGAAGAAAAACCAGAAACAGAGAUGGAUGUCGAUGGAGAAACUAAACCCGAAAAUGGUGCAGAUGACAUGAUGGUAGACACGGAGAAGGAGAUAGCUACUACUGUCUCUGAAGUAGGAGGUGAUGGAGUUGCAGAUGAAGAGGAAAUUGAUCCUUUAGAUGCUUUUAUGAAUUCGAUGGUAUUACCUGAGGUUGAGAAGCUUAGCAGCAGUACACCUCCAGCAGUUGAAGAUGGUAUUUUGGUAACUAAGAAUAAUGGGAAGAAAAGUGAUCACCAACAAAAGAAAGGUUUUAACAAAUCCCUUGGUAGGAUAAUGCAAGGUGAAGAUUCUGACUCUGAUUAUUCAGAACCGAAGAAUGAGGAUGAUCCAAGUUUAGACGAAGAUGAUGAGGAGUUCAUGAAGAGAGUAAAGAAGACAAAAGCAGAAAAAUUGGCUCUUGUUGAUCACUCAAAAAUAGAGUAUGAGCCUUUCCGGAAGAACUUCUAUAUUGAAGUGAAGGAGAUCUCAAGGAUGACACAAGAAGAAGUUAACGCUUACAGAAAGGAAUUUGAGCUGAAAGUCCAUGGAAAGGAUGCACCAAGACCCAUAAAAUAUUGGCACCAGACUGGACUAACCAGCAAAAUUUUGGAUACCAUGAACAAGCUUAAGUUUGAAAAGCCAAUGCCUAUCCAAACGCAAGCACUUCCAAUCAUCAUGAGCGGUCGAGAUUGCAUUGGAGUUGCAAAAACCGGAUCAGGUAAAACGCUAGGUUUUGUUUUGCCUAUGUUGAGGCAUAUCAAGGAUCAGCCUCCCGUUGAAGCUGGUGAGGGGCCAAUUGGGCUUGUAAUGGCUCCCACUAGGGAGCUUGUUCAGCAGAUUCACAGCGAUAUCAAAAAGUUUUCAAAGCCAUUGGGUAUAAGAUGUGUUGCUGUGUAUGGAGGAUCAGGAGUUGCGCAGCAAAUUAGUGACCUAAAGCGAGGGACAGAGAUUGUUGUGUGCACUCCUGGGAGGAUGAUUGAUAUUCUUUGCACAAGCAGUGGGAAAAUCACCAAUCUGCGGAGAGUCACAUUUUUGGUAAUGGAUGAAGCUGAUCGUAUGUUUGACAUGGGUUUUGAGCCUCAAAUUACUCGUAUUAUUCAAAAUAUUCGACCUGAUCGGCAGACUGUGCUCUUUUCUGCUACUUUUCCACGUCAAGUUGAAAAUUUGGCACGUAAAGUCUUGAACAACCCUAUUGAAAUACAGGUUGGUGGAAGGAGUGUUGUGAAUAAGGAUAUAAAACAGUUAGUUGAAGUCAGACCGGAGAGUGAGAGGUUCUUACGACUGCUGGAACUUCUUGGAGAAUGGUAUGAGAAAGGAAAGAUUUUGGUUUUUGUGCAGUCGCAGGAAAAAUGUGAUGCCUUGUUGAAGGAUUUGUUUAAAAGGAGUUACCCUUGUCUAUCUCUACACGGUGGUAAAGAGCAGUCUGAUCGUGAAUCAACUAUAUCUGAUUUUAAGAGCAAUGUGUGCAAUAUUUUGAUUGCCACGAGUGUUGCAGCUAGGGGUCUAGAUGUGAAAGAGCUUGAGUUGGUUGUAAACUAUGAUGCUCCGAACCACUAUGAAGAUUAUGUGCAUCGCGUUGGCAGAACAGGAAGGGCAGGGCGGAAAGGCUGUGCUGUGACAUUUAUCUCUGAGGAUGACGCAAAAUAUGCACCGGAUUUAGUCAAGGCCCUGGAACUUUCUGAGCAGCCAAUCCCCGAUGAUCUGAAAGCAAUCGCUGAUGGUUUCAUGGCAAAGGUGAGACAGGGUACAGAGCAAGCUCAUGGAACUGGGUAUGGAGGUACUGGCUAUAAAUUCAACGAAGAGGAGGAAGAAGUAAGGAAAGCAGCAAAGAAAGCACAAGCCAAGGAGUAUGGGUUUGAGGAAGACAAGUCGGACUCAGAAGAUGAGAACGAUGUAGUAAGAAAGGCAGGUGCUGUUGGUAGUGAUACCUCACAACACCAGGCUGCUCUUGCUCAAAUAGCCGCCAUUGCUGCUGCUGCUAAAGCCAAUGCUGCUGCAAUGAAUGCUCCUGUGACUCCAAACCAGUUGCUGCAAAAUGGUGGCGGGCUUACUUCUCUGCCAGGUGCCCUUCCGGUUACUAUCCCUGUCCUUUCUAAUGAGGGGCCAGGCCGUGCUGCAGCCAUGGUUGCUGCCAUUAACCUGCAACAUAACCUGGCGAAGAUUCAAGCUGAUGCAAUGCCGGAACACUAUGAAGCAGAGCUGGAAAUCAAUGACUUCCCACAAAAUGCUCGUUGGAAGGUAACCCACAAAGAAACUUUGGGUCCAAUAUCGGACUGGACUGGAGCCGCCAUUACCACUAGAGGUCAGUAUUAUCCGCCUGGUCGUAUCCCUGGACCUGGGGAACGCAAGCUCUACUUGUUCAUUGAAGGACCUACCGAAAAAUCUGUGAAGACGGCAAAAGUUGAACUCAAGCGUGUUCUUGAAGACAUUACAAAUCAGGCUAUGUCACUUCCUGGAGGAUCACAGGCUGGAAAAUACUCGGUCAUAUAAUGGUAACAAUUGUGAAACAUGAAGCUCUCUGUGGGAGAAAAGGUGCUUUUGGCUCUGCAAUAGGUAAGAUGAGUUUGGAGAGUUAGUUCUGUUUUUUGUGUCGGUGAAGGGGAUUGAUUAGUCUGAGUUAAUGGUAAGAGGUGGUGUUUGCAAAGUAGAUCGGAUCUGUGAUCAACAUAGUUGAAGUAAAAAACAAACUCUUUGUAUGACUCAUGUGAUAUAAUGUGGCACAUACGUUGUCCUAGGCGAUCGAGAACCUUGGUCCACAAAUAUGGGUUGUUUGCCAAAUUCAAUUUUGCG
Eruca vesicaria subsp. sativa (arugula) is the source of this 4012-nucleotide messenger RNA. The record is from the annotation of a GenBank genome assembly. NCBI's taxonomy places the organism in Eukaryota, Viridiplantae, Streptophyta, Magnoliopsida, Brassicales, Brassicaceae.